This is a messenger RNA of Dromaius novaehollandiae (emu), 5122 nucleotides long. RefSeq names its product interferon alpha and beta receptor subunit 2 (gene IFNAR2). Gene Ontology annotation, biological process: cytokine-mediated signaling pathway; blood coagulation. The record is from RefSeq and is a predicted model, not a curated record. Gene Ontology annotation, cellular component: plasma membrane. Gene Ontology annotation, molecular function: protein binding; interleukin-22 receptor activity. The coding region runs from base 2921 to 4447 and encodes 508 amino acids. The transcript is spliced from 7 exons. Lineage: Eukaryota; Metazoa; Chordata; Aves; Casuariiformes; Dromaiidae.
UGGGAGCAUAGUUUAAUACUUGUUAGACUAAUGUCCUGAGAGCCAGGUUCGUAAGAGGCACUUCGUUGAAACCAUUCAGAUUUUGCUAACUAAGUUAGGUGGCUAAGUGUAUCUGUAUGUGCUUCUGUGUGUGCUCACUGCUAAUUAAAGGGCCAGGGUGUCUUUUUUUUUUUUUUUUGAGACACUUCUCUACAGCCAUAACAAUUCUGUGCAGAUAUUUAUUUAAGUGAAGAGGAAAUGCUUCCUCUUGUCUUCCAGUACUCUGCAAAAAUAGAGAAGGAAUUCAAAAUAACUGCUUUCAUGUGUUAGGAAAAUUCUCCCUAUGUGCUUGGAGCAGGACACCUGGGAAUACCUGGGACAUCUGACCCACAACUGUUCUGAAUACCCUCUAAUUUAGUAAGAAGGGAUAUUAUGGUGCCAUGUUUCACAUGCUCCCAGCCAUUAUUUGUACAUUUCCAUAUAUAUAUAUAUAUUUUUUUUUAAGGUAAGUCCCAGACUGCUUUUAUCUUUUCAGGAUCUUUCUUAUUGUGGCACAUCUUACUGACACAGGAAAGAGUUCUGUUCUGUUACUUGUAAUAGUGUGGCACCUGAGAGCCUUGGUCAUGGACUAGUAGAGUGCUACUGUGCUAGUUGCUGCACAAAUCCAAAAUCUGAGAGACGUUCCCCGAGGUACAGGGGCUACCAUUCUAGCCAAGAUGAGAAGAAUGAAAAAAAUGUGUAAAGGCAGUAUUAAUCAACAUGGUCAGCAGUGAUAUCAGGCCAGCAGUGUUCUGGGUAUUGUCUUAUUAUUGGGGUAGAGGGUUAGUUGUUGUGACCAAAGGGAGGUGUUGCAGGACAGCCAACUACCUUACAGUCCCAGACCAUGUGGGUUUCAUGUGGUAUGAGGGAGGGAAGGAGGGGGAGAAGGAGAUUUACUGCAUGACUCCACAACUUGUUUCAAAGAUCAAAAUUUACUGCACAAGUUACAACGGUACAAAGCAGCAAUUCUUAUUAACAGAAACUUAGCUCAACUAGAAUACUUAGUUUCUAAUUACACUAAAAGUUAUGCUAAUGGCAACUAGUUAGUGAACAGACAAAGCUAGCUAAUUUAUACUAGCCGUAACUACCAACACAAAUGAACUGGGCAAACCAAUUCUGAUUGAUCUUACCCAGGUGUUGCCUUAGCAGCCAAUGUACGCUCAAUGCCAGAGAAGUAACUGCAGGAGGGCACCCUUGUCCCAAGGGGAUCCACAAGUUUGCAGACCCACUGUCACCUGCAAAGAGCCAAAGAUGGCCUCUGGGGCCAACCUAUUUAUACACUUCAGGGGAAGGUGGAGGUGGAGUCAUGAGGCCAGUUGCAGGUCUCUUUGUGCAGUCCCUAGCUUUUAAUUCCAGUCUGCAAUGAUUAACACUGCCCCAGCACUGAAAGGAGGUGUUCUCUCUCAAGGCCUGGAGGAGGAGGAGGAGAUAAAUCCAGUCCACAGUGAUUAACACUGCCCCAACAGCAAGAGGAGGCUUCAUUAUCUCUCAAGGUCCUGGUGCCCAAGCAGGCCUUAUCUCAAAGUCCUGACAUCCUCCCUUUCAGUGUGUGAGGCACAGGAAUGCAGACUGUUUGUAACUGGCACCAGAUGGGGGGUGGGGGGAGGCUGGGAGCAUCCCCCCCGCAGGAGUUUUUGGAGAAGAAUUCUGGGGAAAAUAAUCAAGUAACUUUGCAGAUGUUUCCAUGGAAUUCCUUUAAGGCAUGAGAAAAAGCAUGCUUGUUUGCAAUUAAACUAAUGACUUCUCUGACCAACUGGGGGUGGGAGUUAGUAUCUCAUCAGCAAAAGGAGAGACAGAGGACAGGCCACAAAACCUCAAAAAUGAAAACUGGAAGUUUGUAUUUGUCACACUCAGCAGUGGGAAGUAAGCUGAAGUAUCUCAAGAAAAAAAUAGAAUGGUCAAAACAAUAGUUUCAAGAAUGACUUGAAGCAAUACUCUGUUCAGACAUGAAUAACACAAGACUGGGUUGGUCAAGGCCAGUGAAAAAGGACGAAGUGAAAAUCUGGAUGAAAAGCCAGUCUCUUAUGGGUGUGGGGUUUUUUGGGUUUUUUUUUGUUUUGUUUUGUUUUUUAAUUAGAUAUGGAGAACUCUAGAUGUCAGGAUCUGAAAGAAGGCUGAGCUCAAGAGGAUACUCAGACUAUAGGUCUGACUGACAGGCUGAAUGUGGCCUUAACUGUGCCCUUUGACACAAGAAGUGUGUGCGUGUCACAGUGUCCAUUUGUUUUUGUUUCUUUUACAGGCAGAGAAUAGAGUGGGAGAAAGAGUUAGAAGCACCCACAGAAGAAUGUUACAGAAACAGAACAUGAACUUUACUUUGGAAAGGAGAGGCAACUGGAAUAGAGUUAAAAGAGUUAGCUGAUUGAAAACAAUGAAUUAUAUCCUGAUGUUGUUAUGCUACAGCAUUGAAAACUCCCUACAUUUAGUGAAGGACAUCUGUGAAGAUUAUUGUCAUGUUCUUCAAGCUGUAAUAUCUCUCUUUUUCCAGACUAGUUUUAAGAUUCUCAUCCUAACUUAACAUGAUGUUUUAUUAAAUGGAGUGAGCUACCUGAGAUGCAGUUAGAACUCUCUUAAGACAAUAUUUGAUAAGUACUUCUUAAGUAAGUUUGUUCAAACUGAGACUUCAACCCCUUCUACCAGGGAUUAGCAUGAGCCUGAAAAACAGUGCAGUUAUCAAAGAACUGGCUGCUAGGGGUCUUGAUUCAAUGACUGGUUGGAAAAGGACAUCUAUACUCUGGGAAAAUGGAAGAAAGGGCAGAGGGGAGGAGGAGGAGGAAGAUGUUAAAGAGAGAACCCAGCCACGUAGAAAGUUAAAGGGCUACAGAAGCACUUCCAUUGAGAGCAUAGUUAGCAUUGUCUCUAAUUGUUGCAAAUUAAUAUUGCCAGUAGUAAAUUAAUACUUCUCAUGAAUCAGAUAUUGUUGACAUACAAAUGCACUAAUAUAUGGUUUCAUUUUCCAGUGUACAUCAGCAUUCUGUCUACAGCUUGUUACAGCUUGCGUGAAAGAUCUGUGAGAGGGCCACCUCUCAACCUGCAAAUGAAAUCUCACAAUUUCCAGCACACUUUGUCCUGGCAGGCAGGAAAUGAUCCAACUGUGCCAACACACUAUCGUGUGCUGUACACUGACCGCAGGAACUGGAUGACUGCUAAACAAUGUUCAGAUAUUAUGCAACUCUUGUGCAAUCUGACAGAGGAUUUUAAAGAUGUUUUCAUUCAGUACUCUACAUUGGUUCAGAGCUUCAUAGGAACUGAAGUAUUCAAUUCUUCUGCACUUAAUUUUAUGCCAUUUACUGACACAUUGCUGGGACCACCAGAAGUUAAUGUAAGUUCCUGUCCAAACUGCAUAAAUAUCACUGUAAAGCUGCCAACAUCUCACUUUAGAAAAAAUGAAAAGCUGCUGUCUUUAAUUGAUAUAUAUGAAGAGCUUGAUUAUGAGAUAACACUGAAAACACAUGAUGGACAGCAUAAGAGGCCACGUGAAAGAACGACUAGAGAAAUUUUUAAUACGGUCAUUGAAGAUUUGUAUCCAAAUAGAAAUUAUUGUGUGUCCGUUACGGUCUCUGCAUCUCUAAACAAACAUUCCAUCUCAUCACCCUGGAAAUGUGUAACUGCAGACUCUGUAGCUCAACAAGAUUAUCGUAUAGCUACAAUCACAGGUGCUGUAUGUUUUUCAUUGACUAUCAUUGUCAUCAUAAGCUGUAUGUAUGCAGGAGGUUUUAUUCUUCAAAACAAAUCACUUCCACGUACCUUGGUAUUCAUCAGAACAUUAGCCUAUUCACCUUUUACAUUUGAACCUGAAAAAAUAACCUCUGUAGAGAUAAUUUCUAAAGAGGUUAAAAAAAAGGCAAAGGAAUGUAGUGGCAAUGGCAGUGAUGAAGACGAUGACGACAGCGUAAGCGAUGCCAGAAGUAAUCAUGACUAUACAAGGCGUGAUAUUUUCAGCAGAGUGCCUCAUUCCUCUGACACGUCAAAUGCAUUUGUGCAAUGCUGUAAAGACAGUACGUGUGAAGACAGCAGCAGUCAGGCAAGUCAAAAUCCAGGCAGUGACCUAGAAGACUUUGAAGAGAAUGAAGUGGACAUUGAAGAAGAUAAAGGUGCAAGUAUGGAGUUACUUAAUCCUUUCUCUGAGGUAAAUUGUACUUCUUCUGGGUCGAGGAGCAGUGCUUGCUUUACCAUAAACUUACAAACUGUUCUGCUGGGAACCUCUGAAGAGAAUGUAGAUAGUUCUGCUGCUCUCCUCUCUUCCCAAGAAGAUAAGGUUGACUGGCUAGAUUCUGGUGCUUUUGGAUCAAAGCUCCUUGAUGAUACAGGAAGUGUGCAGAAACCACUCUGUCAUAACAUCUCUCACGAAUGGGAAAAUUCUUCUAGUUCUGAUGAAAGUGAUUCAUCAGAUUCAGAUAUGGACCAAAAAACUGAAUACAUAAGAAGAUGAAUAAGUGAGAACUAUUGUUUUAUAACAUACAAAUAUAUAUUGUCCGCUUUAUCUGUUUCUGGACUGAACACAGAUUUGGUCUUUCUCUUUUUUAACAUUCUUGAAAGUAUAUGCCUGUAUCUCAAUAGUUAGUGAGACUCACUUUUAACAAAUAGUGCUGUGGUAUCUUCAGGUAUGGUCCAGGUUGUAUUAUCUACAGAGAAAUGCAGAUGACUGUGUCAUGUAAGAUGAUGCAGAGAUACAGAGCAGUUAUUUCAUUUUGCAGUUUGAUGGUGCCUAGGAGGAGUUUAUGGUAUAGGAAGAGGUGAGUGGCUGCUCUCCUAACCAGACCUUCUGACUAUCAGUGUUGGGAAGAAUGGUAAUAUGAAAGGAAUCUCUGCCAUUAUUUCUUAGCUCUGUUGGUGUGUUACUGUGAAACCUGUUUUACCAGAUGGAUUGCAAACAUCAAGGUAGUCCUGUAUUCAAGUCAGCAAAGUGAUUUCCGCGUGAAUGCGUUUGUGCAGAGAAAGCUGAUCAAAUGAAAUCUCAGAGAGGAAGAUAAAAAUACUCAGCAGCUUACAAAAUGUCCUAAAUGGGAAUCAAGGCAUUAUAUAAACCUUAUUUUUAAUGUUUUUAUAAUUUUGUGCAGUUAAUGUGUACUACAUUUUUAAUGUCAUAAAAGCAUUUUAAGAAACA